GCAGGUGGCAGAAUUUCAUACCGUUUCCAAAAAAGAGUUAAUCCAAUUUCCACAUUGUGCUUUGUGUUCCAGUAUAAAAUUGCACCAUGUCUGGGAAAGCAUGCAAUCUCUAAUUUCAUCAUUUCCCACCCCCUUACUGGACUAGUUCUUUCCACCUGGAACCCUCAGGCUCCCUUCUUGGCCUAUAAAACCCUCCAAACACGCUCAUCCUCCAUCCUUCACCUGCUUGUUUGUUCUGAGCACUUUGAUCUCUUCAGCACUAUGACGACUUUCCUGAGUACUUGUCUCCUCUUGGUCAUCCUUUGCCCAGGUUUGGAUGCCUUGGAAGUAAGUACUGGUUUUGCUUCGCAGGAAGUGCCAGAGGUGGAAGGCACACAGGUUGUGGUCAUGGCAGCUGAUACUGCAACAGUGACAACUCUGGAAUGUGUAAGAAACAAGUCCCAUAAUUGUCUUAUCGAAGGAGGAAGUUGCUUUUCUCAGCGUACUAAAACCUAUUUAAAUGGCUCUGUAGAGACCUACAGGAAUAAGGGUUGUGCUGAAGAUUGCAUCUCAGCAAAUGCCACCUUUUCUUCAGUAGAAAGAAAAUACUUCCAACAUAUCCACUAUUGCUGUCAAAAAACUUUGUGCAACCUGAGAGUGCUUGAAAUGCCACCGAGGAACUUGAAUGGGCUGGAGUGCCCGAACCUUGGUGUAGCUGAAUCAGAAGCUUCUGAGGGUUUAAAUGCCAUCAGGUGUUAUGAUGAGGAGACUCAGUGCAUUGAGUUUGUUCUUGUUCAUGACGACAGUGAAGUUCCUGAUAAGGUCGUCAAAGGCUGUGCAACACCAGCUUUUUGUGAAUUGGCCAAAACAUCAAUUCUUAACCAGUACUUUUCAGGCAUGAUAACCAGAGCACGAUGCUGUGGAGCUAUAGUUUCACCAAAGCAACUCAGCUUUUAAGGGUAGUUAGGAGAGAGCAAUGUCUUCUUCCUCUUGGAUUCCACUAUUUUCUGCAACAGUGGAAGUGGUGGUUGCUUGUCUGAACUUGGGAGUCCAGAGCAACUGGUAUUCACAGGACUCCUGAGGCUUCUAUUUGGUGAAUGGGAUGCAGGGAAUAGAAAACUAAAGAAAAAAUGUGGGGGUUUGGCUCAUGAAAACAUGGGAUAUGUGUAAAAAAAUUCCUUUGUUCAUAAUCAGAAUAAAUUGGUUAAGCAAAUCAAAACUGUGUU
Messenger RNA from Podarcis raffonei (Aeolian wall lizard), 1205 nucleotides. RefSeq names its product phospholipase A2 inhibitor and Ly6/PLAUR domain-containing protein-like. NCBI's taxonomy places the organism in Eukaryota, Metazoa, Chordata, Lepidosauria, Squamata, Lacertidae. Bases 262 to 936 code for a protein of 224 amino acids. The record is from RefSeq and is a predicted model, not a curated record. Gene Ontology annotation, biological process: defense response to Gram-negative bacterium. The transcript is spliced from 6 exons.